AUGUUCGGAGUAAGGAUAUUGGGCCGAUGUUCUGCGACAUCCCUUCGCAAUUUUUCUACAAAGACGACGCAGAAUUUCUCAAAGUCAUCGAGGCAAUUUCCAUCUCGAAACUGCAACCGGCUGUUCCAAACUGAGGCUAAAACAUGGAGAACUUGGGAAGGAACUACAAAAGCACCUGGUAUAACUGGUAAGCUAGUAAAAAAAGUGCAUAAAAUGGUACUCGUGAAUGUAUGAGGGAAAUUUUCUGAACAGACUGUAAAUUUUUUUAACUGCAAUCAAAGCACUUUACUAGACUCAGUGUGGUGGUGAUCUUUGCAAUUACAUUAGUUUAGUUCUGUAAAAUAUUUUUUCCUUACAUUUAGUACUUUUGGAAUCCGUCAGGUUAAUCACACAUUUGUGAAGAUCAUAUCCACAUUCAUCUGUUGCGUUCACGGUUCACAUGUAAUAGCCUGCAAACACAGCUGUCUCUCUUCCAGGGUGCAAAGAGAGCCAGUUUAACAGCUUGCCAUUUUGACGAGCUGUACCUAGCAUGUACUAGCCCAAAAGUCAUUUUAAUUUGCGUUCGUCCCCCCCAAAAGAAGAAAAAAAAAUUACUUGAGCAGGACUGAUUACAGUUCUUUUGUAAUUUCAAUUCCCUGCCUGUCAGACAAAUUUUACCCGAUAACGUACAUUUGUAUCCAUUAGCCCUGGGCUAUCGGACACGACUUCCUUCGCAUUCUGCUCUUCUAGCUCCUCGCUGGCAGGAACAUUUUGCAGGAGAGAUUUCUGCGAUCAGUUUGGCCCCUAAAAAUGUGCUCAAGGUUUAUUAAUCUGGUAGUCUUGUGGACAGGGUUCCAGGUGUAAAAAAUUGUUCGAUUUUUUCUUUCUCUUGGUCUAUUAUUGUAAAGUUUUGAGUUCUUUUGUGAAAAAGUGGCAGCAAAACUCAAAUGCCUCUUGUAAUAGAAGAUUAUAUUCCAUGAAUAAUGACUGUUUUUAGUAGAUUUAUGGUAGUUACAUUAUUGUACAUGUACAUUCAAUCUUUGUGAUCUUGUGUCUGUCAUUCUGAUAAACAAUAAAUAAAGAUUAGAAUUACUAUGUUGACCAAUCAUCACUUGUUGACCAGAUUCUAGACAAAAAAUUAAUUAAUCUUUGUCAUCAGUUUCAGGUUGGGAUUGAGGCCAAAUAGCAAAUGCCUCUCCCACAAAAUGUCCCAAGUAGCAAGGAGCCAGGGGAAAUAGCUUUAUUCGCAGGCUAUUCUACAGUCUAUGAUAAGAAUUAGAUUUAAUUUGGUUACAAACUUUCUGCUCUAUGGGUGGUUCGAGAAGCUUAUUGUGAUAGAAGGCAGCUUCCUGUCUUUGCAAAAUUGUAACCAUAUCAUAAUCUGGUCAAGCCUUUAUUUUUUCAGCUAUUUUGUGACUACUUUUAUGAUACCAUGAUGAUAUGUACUUUGUAGCAAGGUCAAAAAAUACUGCAGAAAAUUUCUUUCCCAGGGUGAAGAUGUAUCUGACCUCAAAGAAUUACUGUUCAUGAGAGGGAUAAAGACUGUUACCCUUAAAUUAAUGUUCUUUAUUGUUUUGCAUUUGAUUGGUGGGCUGAUUCCUCCCAAAAAGAACCACUGUUGCUCAAUUUAAGAUCCUAACAUUACUUCUCCUUGACAUUAUUUUUUUUACAGCUGAAACAGCUGGGCGUGCUGCACUAGGUGGGGCCGCAUUGUUUGGUGUAGGUGCCUUGUGUUAUUAUGGCCUUGGAUUGUCCAAUGAAGUGGGAGCUAUUGAUCGAGCAAUGGUGUGGCCACAGGUUGUGCGUGAUCGCGUUAGGUCAACUUACACCUACUUUGCUGGAAGUUUGGCUGUGACAGCAGCUACCGCGUAUGGCAUAAGUCAGAGCAGAGCUAUCUACACCAUGAUGAGAGCUAGUCCGUGGCUUGUAAGUGUUCUUUUGCUUUUAAAAACACCUAUAUGCUUCCUCAUAUUCAUAUUAGCCUUCCAUGCCGGUGUUCUUGGGUUUUUGUCACCUGUUCGUUUCUAGCACUAACAGGUAAACAGGGCUGUCAAAAAGUUUUUAAGUGGCAGGAUGAUAAUGAAAAGUUGGCGGAACUCACACCAAAGGCACAAGUCCUUGAGGGCUGAGGAAUCUAGGGACACUUUAAAAUUUAAAGUCUCGGAAAUGGCAUUUCCAGGGGCUUUCAAUAGGUAUUUUCCACCGUGGACGCCAUGUUGUUUUGUCAGAAUACACUCAAGACUGGAAACAAUGCCAUCGAAAUGUCCCAAGCAUUCCACAACAUCACAUGGUUCAAACGUUUCACAGAUCCAAACCUGUUUAAAAUAAUGUGUUCAAUGUCAUUCAAAACUUGGAAACGGAUGUUUUAAAAUCUUAUUCGAUGGUGCUUUUUUUUGUUAGUAGUUGUGGUAGAAGGAGAUCAAAGUAGCCAGCUAAGGAUAGCUAACUAGCCGACAGUUUUGGCUGGCUACCAGCCCUUAUUGACAUCUCUGGGUAAAGGCCCUGGCAGGGAAAGAUCCUGACAAUUUGACUGACUUGGCAAACUUCGAAUUAUCUAAAAAAAUUUAGCUGGUUUCAAGCAAACAGGCUGUCUUUGAACAUUUGUUAUAGGUCAAAUUUGAUUUCAGGUUACAAUUUUUUAACCUAGGUCUCAAUUUCCUUUGUCUUCUAGGGCUAGGAGAAGGAAAUUGAGAAUCCACCUAUACUAGCUUAAAUCUAAGUUAACCUGAAAUCAAAUUUGACCUGUGACAUAUAUACAAAAGACCAUUUGUAUGAUAUUUAAGCCGUGAUACCAGAAUUGCUCUUUGUCAAAAUCAUUAGAAAUCAGUGACAAAACUUUAGAUUGGAUUAACAGUAGACGUCCUUUCUAGCAGCUGCAGUGUAUUUUUACAAACCAGCCAUCUUGGAAAGCACAAAUUUGUCAUGUUGCCUCUAAGUUAGCUAAAACAAUAAUACUCUCUACCUAAGAAAUUUCUUCUCUCGCUUCACUUGUUUAUCUGUAUUUACAGUACUCCAACCCAAGGCUCAAAAUAACGGACAGCAGGUCGCCGGUCAUGAUGACCGGCCAAAUAUUUUUUAGCCCGGACAAACCCCGAUUUUGGCCGGUCAAAUUAAUGAAUAUUAUAAUUACUUUGUUGCCCAUGGAAUAUCGAAUUACGCUGGCAGUACGGCAUUGUCGUUAGAGUUUUUGCCGGCAAGUUGGUGAAAAAUUCAUUCACAGGUGGUUGAGUUCCUUUCCGCGAUUUUCGCCCGUUUUAUGUCCGUUUAUAUAUACCUUCAGCAUCAUCGUACGGCGGUGUCGGAAGUCUCCAAGGUUCAUCCUAUAUCUGCAUAUCCGUGAAUCUUGAUCCUUUUCGUUGCCCGGCACGUGAUCGAAAGUCUCCUCCACAAAGAAGAAUUUCGUCGCUAAAUAUUUGCGACAAAGAAGUUGAUUUGGCAAGAAAUUUGUUCCACAAACAGGGUAUUCGUCAUCAGAAGUCAAUAAAUAUACAGGAAAGCUUUCAUUUGGGUCGUCGCGCAACACUUUUCGCGAACGGCUUAUCAAGAAGGAGGAUUUUAAGCGCCGAUAUAGCAGAGAUAGGCGAUGUUCGUUAUCAAUUAGCUUAGUUUUUAUCAGACAAUUCUGGAAUCGAGUCUGCAAACGAGAUUAUGUUCGACGAAAAGAAAUUUUAUAAUUAAUCGAUGCGCUGAAAUUUAUUCGCAGAGAAACAGUACAGGACGAGCGAUCGACUAGCCCGAAUUCCGUCGAAGGUGAUUUUCACAAUCCUGUUACAAGUAGAUGUGAAACGUUUGAUGGACAAAAACUGUCACUCAUCCUUUAGUUUUCUAAAAAAUAACAGAUUAUUGUUAGCGAAUGUUUUCCCAAAGAAGGUCGCAUUACUGAUCACAGCAAAGCAGAACGUUUUUCUUUAAAGGGUUUAGUGCAAAGCAGCAAAAAAAGCCAAAGAAAGCAGCGAAUUACAGCGUUAUAGAGCAAAACGCAUUAAGCGACAAGCAUCCAAAAAUGACCGGUCAAAAUGACCGGCCAGACGAGAGUUUGACCGGUCAAGUCCACGAUCAGGCCGGACAUUGUCCGUUGACCGGCCGUUAUUUUGAGCCCUGCCAACCUAGUCUGGGCUUUAAGUUAUAAACCCAAUUUACUUGGGAUCAUUUUUUUGCAAAAACGCAUUGUUCAAAUAACUGACAACAAAGAUUAUCAAGCUCCUUCAGAACCUAGCUUUAAGAAUUUGAAAAUAUUAAAGGUCUCCGAGAUUAAUUCGGGAUGUUUAUGUUAUCGUAUUGUAACCAUCUAUUGCCUUCCACCUUCGUCAAUCUUUAUAGACCUGAAACUCUUUUUUCAUGGAUACAUUGUACUUGAUUUGAUCAAAACCUUUGACCCCAUAAGUCUCGCACAACCUUAAAACAGUUUACUAGUAUUUCCUACCAAUGCCCACUCUUCUGGAGCUCUUUAAGCAAACAUUUAACUACUAACCAUGACUAGUCUAGCUAAUUUCAAAUUUUUCCUUAAAAUGUGAACUUUUAUCAAAAAUAAUCUAGCUAAAAUGUCAUCCUAUUUUUGUAAGUAAUUUUUGCAUGUAAUUCAGGUGUAUUAUUCUUCUUUUUUCCUGUAUCCUAGUUUAUACUGUAGUUUAUUUUGGAAAAGUGCACCAUCUUUUCGCUAAGGUUAUGUCUACUUAAACUACCAUAAUCUAGGGGGAGCCUGGACCUCAUGUAAGCCCCAGGCUUCCAGUUCAGGCUUCCUCAUCACUAUCCUUUUCAAUAUUUUUGAGCAUAUGUAACCUGUAAAGUGACAAAAGCAAAUAAAUUGAAACCAAUCAAUCAAUCAAUCAACAGGUUGUUGGAGGAGGAAUGCUUGCCACCAUUGGAAGCUCAAUACUCUGCAUGAGUUUGCCAUAUGCACCUGGGCUGAAUGCUAAACACUUAGCUUGGGCUGGUAAGAGCCAAUUAUAGAGACCUUUAAAUUCAAAGGUGAAGGUGACUAUGAGGACAAGAUUCAUUUGACCUUCACAUGUUCUUAAUUUUGUUUCCACCACCACGACAGCCAUAGUAGAGUGAUGACAGCUAACAUGUGAACAUGCCAAAAUGAUGCUGGUUUUUGUCAUGCGCACACAACUCAGUAUAUAGAAAAUCUUAUCCUCGUAGACAUCCUUACCUUACAAUCUAAUUUAGAAUAGAGAGCAAAUACUGUUGCUUGGCGGCAUGUAGCUCCUUUAAACAGGGCUUCUGACAGGUCGUGGAAAAAAAGUCAAAUUUUGCAGGAUUUUUAGAGACAAAUGCGCAGAAAAAGCAGCCCAUUUCAUGGGAAUUUUAGGGGUAAACUUCGCUAGAAAUCAAUUGGUUUUGUGCUUAUCAGACCAGGGUUUUUAACGUUUUUCUAACAGAGGUCAUCAUGUGCUCUUUCAUCAACAAUAUGCUCCAUAAAAUAAUGAACCAAUGGAAAAGCCUAUAACAUUAGGGCCAACCAACCGAGUUUUUCACAACAUAAUCUAUGCCUGGUAGUUUCGCAACGUUGUUUGCACGUUUCGGUGACAAAGUUUCAAGAUAAAUUUGCAAGUUUAAGGAAAGUAAAUAGCUCCAAUAGCUGAGAUAAGUUUCAAAUAUGUUGUACAGACAUGUAAUGAUAAGAUUUCUACCAAAUUUUGUGUUAUUUUGUGUGUUUUUGUGAAUUUCGCUGGAUAUCGUGGAUUUACCUGGAUUUCCUAGCUCCGUGACAAGGUGAAAUAAUUAUCAGAAGCCCUGUUUAAAGGGACACGUACAGCUGUGCAGUGUGAGUAAAGGGCCAUUCUAAUACAGCUGUAGCACAUUUACAACUGUAAUUGGUAGACUGAGGAAGACUAGGGAACCAAACUCUGGGAGAAAAAUGUUUUUGUCAAUACUUGGCAAUUGAUAGUACUUGUCAUCAACCAAGGCGAGCGAGCUGCUUGCCCAAGCUUGAAUUCCUUUUUUUUAAGCCCUGUUAGGGGUCAAAUUUCACACACCCCUUCAAUAAUCAAUGGCAGUUUUUACAUUUGAACAAUAAAUUAAUUUUGCAGGCCAUAGUGCUUUGAUUGGAACUCUCAUUGCUCCAAUGAUGUUACUUGGAGGUCCCUUGGUCCUGCGAGCUGCAGCUGUUACUGGCGGUGUCGUAGGAGCCUUGUCACUGACUGCUGCCUGUGCUCCUGAUGGCAAGUUCCUUACUUGGGGUGGUCCUUUGGCCAUUGGACUUGGUGGAGUUUGCAUGGCCUGCUUAGGUAAAUGGAAUAGGUAUCAUCUUUUGACCGUCUUGUGAAGAUGAAGUGAAACCAGCUUGUUUUUGAUACUUUUGAAUUUCAGGUUGAUAUUUACUGCACUUCAGCCAUUUUGAUUUACAUUUUGUCAAGUGCAAAUUCUUAUUACAGAUUCUACUGGAAUAUACCAUAUUAUUUUUUUCAAACACUGAGAUGACUUGCAAUAUUACAGGCCUGGUGCUCCUCUUUUUAUCUCAUGAACAGUACAAAUGUAGAAGUCAUGUACUUGGCCAAACUGGAAAUAUGCAUUAUUUUUGUAAAGGUUACUAAGUAGGUACAUUGUACAAGUACUGUUUUAACAAGAAAAAGAAGAAGAAAUUUUCUUAUUGUUAUUAUCAUUAUCAUCAUCAUAUUCAUCAUUAUCAUUAUCAUCAUCAUCAUUAUUAUUAUUAUUAUUAUUUUAUUUAUUUAUAUAUUUUUUUAAGUUACUUUUUUCAGUAAUCAACUGUCUGCUUAAUUGAUUCUUGUAGUGAAGGAGAUUAUUCUUUGUCUUUAUUUAGGGACACUAUUCUUGCCUGCAACAUCAGUGGUGGGUGCUGGACUUCAGUCAGUUGUUACAUAUGGAGGUCUGGUUAUUUUUGGAGGAUUCAUGUUGUAUGACACACAGAAAAUCAUCAGAACAGCUGAGACGUAUCCUGUUUAUGCUGAGAGGCCUUUUGACCCCAUCAAUGCGUAAGUGGACUGUGUCAUUAUAGAUCAUAAAUAGCAGGUUAAUUUACAGCAUGUAAUUUAUAAUGGCCCUUUGGCCUGAAAACAACCAAUGACUGAUUAAGUAGGACAUGCAUUGUACAAGGUUGUUCUUUAUGAAAACAUCUAGGGAGCCAAAUGUUCUACACUAUAAACCUGUGAAAUGCAGGUUCAUUUGAUUUUUAUUUUAUUAUAUCCAUCACAACACAUAUGACUACCAGUUACAUUUCAUUGGUUUAUAAAGGCAGGAGAUCUUAGCAAACCAUAUUAGACCUUCCAAAGAAGAUCCCCAGUCAGGUUAAACCAGCAUAUGAUUUCCAUGCAAAAAAAACUGAGACUUCGUAGUCACCUAAGAGCGCAAGUAAAGUGCUGUAAGAGGCACAGCCCUGGUACUUGUAUUACUGAGAAAACAACUAAUCUACCUUUUGCACAUUCUUUUUUUUUUUUUAUCAAAGAUGUUUUGUUGUUGUUGUUGUUGAAUGGAACUUCCUCAGCCGUGUUAUCACAUGGUGUUAUUUUCAUUCAUUUUUUUAUAAUACUAUUGAUAAUAUUUAUUUCUAAUAUGUAUCAUUAUAUUUAUUUAAAUCCAUUCACUUAUUUCUUUUACUGCUUGAUUAUCCUAUUACAGGUCUAUUGGUAUUUACAUGGACACCAUCAAUAUUUUCAUCAGAAUUCUUACCAUCAUGGCAUCUUCCAACAGUCGCAGAAGGAAAUAAUUUAACUGUGAUUCUUUCUUUGCUCAAUUGCGUGAAGCAGCUUGAUCACCAGAUUUAUACCUGAGCAAACAGUUGACUGAAACUGAUGGAAGAAUUGAUUCUCUUUACAGUUUUAUUUCUGUAAUAUUCUAUCAAGAAAAUUAUCACAGAAGAUUCCAAUUUACAUUGUAUGUAGUGUGGCUCAAUUAUUUUUAUUGGUUUAAAUUUUGAUUUUCCUUUGUUUCAAACUCGCUAUUAUACAUUACCAUCCCCCAAAACAAAGGAAAUGGUUAUUUAAAACAAGGACAAAAUUGAACCACAACAUAAUUAUAUUGUACAUGUAUUGCCCACUGUAAAAGGCCUUCGGCUUAUACGGCAUAUAUGCUUAGUUGGCACCUUUUCCCUCUUUCUUUCUUUUUCUAUUUUUUUGAGUUUUUUUGCAUAAUGAUGUAUAUUUAGGCCUGGAAUAGAAAGGGAACGCUUUAAGCCGAGUAGACUUGUACAGUUCUCCUUAUUAUAAAGAAUAUUGUAGUUGGUUUUCGUGAAACGUUAGCUUGUGGUCGUUUCCUUGAGGCUAUGCGUUUUGUGUGCAUGGAUAAUUAUUGAAAGUUUAUUACGUGUGCAGACGCUGCUAUUGACUAAAUGGACGAAAGGAGACGAUCACGUGAUGUUGCUACCCUACCUAAAAUAAAUGAAUUUUUAUCAAGGAGCCAGCUGGAUUCUAAAUUUCUACUUUCUGACCACUUACAAUCUGCUUGUAGUUGUUUUCUCUCACGAUUUUCUCACUCCAUACAGUGAGCUCACAAG
This is a messenger RNA of Porites lobata, 8434 nucleotides long. Lineage: Eukaryota; Metazoa; Cnidaria; Anthozoa; Scleractinia; Poritidae. The record is from the annotation of a GenBank genome assembly.